Messenger RNA from Leptinotarsa decemlineata (Colorado potato beetle), 915 nucleotides. Its product is annotated as proteasome subunit alpha type-7-1-like. The record is from RefSeq and is a predicted model, not a curated record. NCBI's taxonomy places the organism in Eukaryota, Metazoa, Arthropoda, Insecta, Coleoptera, Chrysomelidae.
AUGUCUGCAAGAUACGAUAGGGCUAUAACCGUUUUUUCACCAGAUAGACAUCUUCUGCAAGUUGAAUAUCCACAAGAAGCUGUCCGAAAAGAAUCUACUGCGGUUGGCGUUAGGGGAGCCAAUUUUGUCGUACUUGGAUUCGAAAAAAAAUCGGUAGCCAAGCUUCAAGGAGAAAUAACAGUGAGAAAAAUAUGUCUAUUAGAUGAGCAUGUAGUUAUGGCCUUUGCUGGUUUGACCGCCGACGCCAAAAUACUGAUCAAUCGAGUGCAAAUCGAGUGUCAAAGUCACAAAUUGACCGUCGAGGAUCCUGUUACAUUAGAAUAUAUAACACGUUAUAUAACACCGUUGAAACAAUAGUAUACUUAGAGUAAUGGCAAGAGACCUUUCGGUAUCUUUCGUCUUAUCGGUGGCUUUGAUUAUAAUGACAAACCACAUCUUUACCAGACAGAGCCGUCAGGUGUUUACUACGAGUGGAAAGCAAAUGCUACUGGUCGAUCUGCAAAAACAGUAAGAGAGUUUCUGGGAAAGUUUUAUAAUCGUGAAGAGGUAGUUACAGAGAAAGGCACUGUGAAGUUAGCUAUACGUGCACUGUUGGAGGUGGUCCAAUCGGGGCAGAAAAAUUCAGAAAUUCCUGUGAUGCGGCAUGGAGAACCCUUGGAAAUAUUGGAUGAAGAGCCUAUCGAAAAAUACGUAACUACGAUAGAGGAGGCUUUUAAUUUUGAAUUCGACUUGAAGUUUGAUUCGACUUUGAUAUCGUCGGAAACACAGUCUCCAACAGAAAAACAACACAAGCUAUUCGCCGUCGUUUACCACGAAGGCAAAAAUGCCAACAUUGGACACUACGUGGCCGAUGCCUUCCACGUCGGCUACAACUGCUGGAUUAGGUACGACGAUUCUUCGGCCAAGACCGUGUAA